GGUAUUGUGUUUGAUAUCCUGCGUCCGAUCUAGUAAAGGUCCUGUAUUGUGUGGUGUAAAAGUGUGCACGCCAGCCGGCCGCUGGCCGAUAUCUGGGUGCGCGUGCACUCGCGCAGCACCCAGCGGUUAGUCAGGUCUGCUGGGGGACGCGUCCGACAGACAGAGUGUGAGCAGCGAGUGCGUCUUCUGCCACUUAGCCACCUGAGCCAGAUCGGUUCGGGAUUGUUGCAGAGACCAUGAAAACCCGCAACACUGGAUCCAUCCUGUUAUUCCAACUCGUGCUCCUAACACUCCUCUUGUUCCAGGAGGGCAACCCCAGAAAAAUUAUCAACUCUGUGAUUGGCCCUUACAUUGCUUAUGGCGAACGCUUUUACAUGUGCGAGCCAAACAACCGCCUGCUGCCCUGUAGGUGGAAUAUUCGCGCUUCUCACUUCAACCCAUAUAAACCAAAAGAGUUACAACGCUUGACAGGCAAUGUGACGUCUACUGUAACGGUUAAUGACGACUGCUGGGCGAAAGUUGUUGUGGAUGUUCGGUCGAACAAUCAAUGGAAGGAAAACGCCUUUGUCUUUAAUUUUAACGACGGUGCAUGUCGGGUUUUGAAAGAAAAUAUUCCUGCAUUUUACAAGCAAGUUUUAAAGGGAAAAGAUGAAGGUGGGUGCACAAUUCCACCAGGAGUUUACGAGGUUAAUAACACUCCAGUGGACUGGAGUUUUCCAAAAGUUCCACUCCUGCCUUAUGGAUCCUGGAGGUUCAGACUCACGUUUGGCAAGGCUGAAAACCUUUACGCAUGCUUCGUGAUAAAUGCUAAGAAUGUUCCGAAAACCGACUAGGACUAGGAACGUUCAAGUAAUUUUUUGACACAUAUAUGGUGUCCAAAGAAAAUGUUAAAAUUGGAAGACUAAUUUUGUUUUAAAUGUCUUAUCUGCUAAAAACGAACAGAUUCAUCAACACGAUUUUGUAAAAUAUAAUACACUUAUUCGCGUU
Molecule: messenger RNA, 987 nt
Organism: Frankliniella occidentalis (western flower thrips)
Lineage: Eukaryota; Metazoa; Arthropoda; Insecta; Thysanoptera; Thripidae
Exons: 4
Coding region: 237-833 (198 amino acids)
Source: RefSeq, a predicted model, not a curated record